Hyposmocoma kahamanoa is the source of this 1202-nucleotide messenger RNA. Its product is annotated as short-chain dehydrogenase/reductase family 16C member 6. The coding region runs from base 124 to 1095 and encodes 323 amino acids. The record is from RefSeq and is a predicted model, not a curated record. The transcript has 7 exons. Gene Ontology annotation, cellular component: lipid droplet. NCBI's taxonomy places the organism in Eukaryota, Metazoa, Arthropoda, Insecta, Lepidoptera, Cosmopterigidae. Gene Ontology annotation, molecular function: oxidoreductase activity, acting on the CH-OH group of donors, NAD or NADP as acceptor.
ACGACCGGCGUGUGCGCAAGUGGUACGCUUAGAACAAAAGUGCGUGUAAAUUGUUUACAACUAACGUAAACAAAACGUGGCUAUUGAACUUAAGGAUUUAUCUUAUUUGGCAGAUCCUGAAAAAUGCUUGAAGGCACAAAGAUUCAAACGCCAUCACAAAUGACAAAAGUAUUCGACAUUGCAAAGGACACAGUCCUAUUCCUCCUUCUAUCCUGCUAUUACAUCUUGGAGUCUUUAUUCUGGACUCUAGUACCUAAUGCAAUAAGGCCUAUGAAGAGUUUGAAGGGAGAUGUGGUGCUGGUGACCGGGGGUGCUGGCGGAGUGGGGAGGCAGUUGGCGUUGAAGUUGGCAAGACUGGGAGCAAAGGUUGUUAUUUGGGACAUUAGUAAAGAAGGAUUACAAAAAACAUGUGAAGCUGCUAAACAAGAAGGAUACGACAUCGCUAGCUACGUCGUGGACUUAGGUGAUCGCAAUGCCACUUAUGCAGCUGCCGACAAGGUUAAAAAAGAGGUGGGCAAAGUUGACGUGCUUAUCAACAAUGCUGGCACAGUCUUCGGGGAGACCUUACUGGACCUCACAGACAACGCAAUCGAGACUACUUACAAAGUUAACAUCCUAUCGCAUUACUGGACAGUAAGGGCGUUCCUGCCAGCAAUGAUCGAGUCGGGCAAAGGCCACAUCGUCACCGUGGGUUCGGUGGCAGGCCUGCUCGGGACCUACCGCUGCACUGACUACAGUGCUACCAAAUUUGCCACUGUCGGGUUCCAUGAGAGUCUAUUUACUGAAUUGAGGGCGCACGGCCACAACACGAUCCAUGCGACUCUAGUCUGUCCAUACUAUAUAAAUACGGGCAUGUUUGACGGUGUCACUCCAAGGCUUAUGCCAAUGUUAGAGCCAGAAUAUGUUGCACAGACCAUGAUUGACUCUAUCCGCAAAAACGAGGUUAACUGUAUUAUGCCGGGAUCUGUCAGAUACUUGUUGCCUCUCAAGUGUCUCCUCCCAGCGAAGAUGUGCUGGGAUCUGAUGAGUCGCGUAAUGAAGGGACCACAAUCAAUGAUGGAAUUUAAGGGGAAACCCAAAGUUGCUGGUGGCUAAAGAAACCGGUUUUCAACUCUACGUGCAACAUCACAGUGCCCAUAUUCACCUACGAUGUAGGUAGAUGUAGCGGUGCAAGAGUUAAAUGAUAUAUUAGUAUUGUAAAU